Molecule: messenger RNA, 234 nt
Organism: Guillardia theta CCMP2712
Lineage: Eukaryota; Cryptophyceae; Pyrenomonadales; Geminigeraceae
Exons: 1
Molecular function (GO): protein binding
Source: RefSeq, a predicted model, not a curated record
AAGAAGGUAGCUGCCGAGCUCUGUAAGAUGUACGGAGUGCUGAGCGAAGGGGAGGAGGAGGAGAGCCCUGCGCUGGUUUCCGCUGCGUCUCGGGGGCAGGAGGACAUGCUGGAGCUGCUCCUCAUCGCAGGGCAUGACGUUCAUUGCGCGAACAGGGAUGGGAUGACGGCUCUGCAUGCUGCAGCAACGAUGGGCUACGACAAGUGCAUUCAAGUCCUCCUCCUCCAUGGGGCU